Molecule: messenger RNA, 856 nt
Organism: Leptonychotes weddellii (Weddell seal)
Lineage: Eukaryota; Metazoa; Chordata; Mammalia; Carnivora; Phocidae
Source: RefSeq, a predicted model, not a curated record
AGGACUCCUAUCGGAAGCAAGUGGUUAUCGAUGGUGAGACGUGCCUGCUGGACAUUUUGGACACGGCGGGUCAGGAGGAAUAUAGUGCCAUGCGGGACCAGUACAUGCGCACUGGAGAGGGCUUCCUGUGUGUGUUUGCCAUCAACAACACCAAGUCUUUCGAGGACAUCCACCAGUACAGGGAGCAGAUCAAGCGAGUGAAGGACUCCGAUGACGUGCCCAUGGUGCUGGUGGGGAACAAGUGUGACCUGGCUGCCCGCACCGUGGAGUCCCGGCAGGCACAGGACCUCGCCCGCAGCUAUGGCAUCCCCUAUAUCGAGACGUCGGCCAAGACUCGCCAGGGCAGCCGCUCUGGCUCUGGCUCCAGCUCCGGGACCCUCUGGGACCCUCCGGGACCCCCGUGACCCAGCGGCCCCUAGCGCUGGCGUGGAGGACGCCUUCUACACGCUGGUGCGAGAGAUCCGGCAGCACAAGGUGCGAAAGCUGAGCCCGCCCGACGAGGGUGGCCCAGGCUGCAUGAGCUGCAAGUGCCUGCUCUCCUGACGUCCCUUCCAGGCCCCCCCUGACAUCCCCGCAGGCCCUCUGUGCCCCAGCAGCGCAGGCAGGGGGCGUGGAGGUGCCAGAUGCCGGGAGGAGGUGCCGACGGAGGAAGGAGGAGGGGAAGGAAGGAAGGAAGCGCCACCGGAGCCCGGCCAGCCCAGGCUCCCUGGACAGAGUGACCGCAGACCUCCCAGGACGCUUUGCACAGACUGUGGUGAACUGAGGCCACCGGCACCCUGGCUGUCACUCUCCUCCCAGCCCCGUCCUGGCCCUUUGGCCACAGGCUGAGUCGCAGUAAAUUAUUGGAUGGUCUUGA